Molecule: messenger RNA, 700 nt
Organism: Melospiza melodia melodia
Lineage: Eukaryota; Metazoa; Chordata; Aves; Passeriformes; Passerellidae
Gene: CHCHD5
Product: coiled-coil-helix-coiled-coil-helix domain containing 5
Exons: 3
Coding region: 16-513 (165 amino acids)
Biological process (GO): cellular respiration
Cellular component (GO): mitochondrial intermembrane space
Source: RefSeq, a predicted model, not a curated record
UCCCCGCUAUUGCCAAUGUCCCUGUCACUGUCGCAGGGAGGCGCUGGCCGUCACCAUGAGGUGACACUGUCCCCGUCACACUGUCCCUGUCCCGCGGAGGUGACACUGUCCGUGUCACACUGUCGCUUUCGCUGUCGCAGGGAGGCGCUGGCCGUCACCGCCCAGCUCUGCGGGCCGGAGCUGGAGCGCUACGGGCGCUGCGUGGCCGCGAGCCCCGGGAGCUGGCACCGGGAUUGUCACCAGCUGUCCCUGAGCGUCACCGAGUGCGCAUCCAACCACCCCCUGGUGCGCCGGAUCCGCCGGGAUUGCUCCGACUCCUUUGGGGCCUUCGAGCGCUGCCUGCGGGAGCGGCCCCGGAGCGCGGCCGAGUGCGGCCCCCACGUCAGCCAGUUCCUGCUCUGCGCCCAGAAUGUCACCCAGAGUGCCACCCCUGGGGACACUGCCACGGCCACACCCAGUGCCACCCCCAGGGACAGCCCCGGUGCCACCUCCGCAGAGAAUCCCUGGAAUUAAAACCCAUCCAGGAAUGUCGAGAAAGCCUCAGAACCUUCCGGAAUCUCCUCCCAAAUCCUGGGAAUUGCCCCUCUGGAAAAGGAGCCCUGGGAUGUGAAGCCUGAUCCACAAUUCCCUGCAGAUUCCCGGGCUUUUAUCCCAAAAAUUGGAGGAAGAAAUUAAAAUUCCAGCACAGUCUCCUCAGGAA